Diatraea saccharalis (sugarcane borer) is the source of this 1984-nucleotide messenger RNA. NCBI's taxonomy places the organism in Eukaryota, Metazoa, Arthropoda, Insecta, Lepidoptera, Crambidae. The record is from the annotation of a GenBank genome assembly.
GGCUAACUGACACAGUGUUUGUCAGUAAAGGCGUCCGCGGCCCAAUGUUUAUAGUGAGAUUUUAAAUUUCUCGAAACUUGACGAUAAUUAUGUCGAAUCUGUGUUCAAGAAUAGUGUACAAACCACCCAAAAGACUUCCAGAGAAUAGGGACAGUAUGUCUGUAGCACAAACGAAUACCUGGAUGAAUGCGGAAAAUAUCAAUAAUGGCGGGGGAUUGUCUUUGUCUCCGCCUCACACGAUAUCGCAACGGGAAACAGGCACUCAAGUAUCACAAUGUUAUAGUGGCCCACCAUCUCCAUGUGGGUCCACAAAUUCUGUACCUUCGCCCACAACAUCACCUGCGCCGCCUCCUGGGACGGCCACUCUCGAUCCCAACUGGCAGGCCACUAAACCCACUGUCCGAGAACGAAAUGCUGCUAUGUUUAACAAUCAACUCAUGUCAGAUGUCACAUUCAUAGUUGGUGGACCAGGACACACACAAGUGAUACCAGCACACAAAUAUGUAUUAGCUACUGCCAGCUCUGUUUUUUAUGCUAUGUUUUAUGGAGGAUUAGCAGAAUGUAAACAAGAAAUAGAAGUACCUGAUGUGGAGCCACAAGCAUUCCUCACUUUAUUAAAAUAUUUAUACUGUGAUGAAAUACAACUAGAGGCUGAUACUGUUUUAUCAACAUUGUAUGUUGCAAAGAAGUACAUUGUGCCAUAUCUGGCAAGAGCCUGUGUCAGCUAUUUAGAAACUAGUCUUACAGCAAAAAAUGCCUGUCUUCUCCUAAGUCAGUCACGUCUAUUUGAAGAACCAGAUCUGAUGCAAAGAUGCUGGGAAGUAAUAGAUGCACAGGCAGAGAUGGCACUAACCUCUGAAGGGUUUGUUGAUAUUGAUGUUUCCACAUUAGAGUCGGUAUUAGCAAGGGAAACUCUAAAUUGCAAGGAAAUUAAUCUAUUUGAGUCAGCUUUAGCCUGGGCGCACGCAGAGUGCGUGAGACGUGAAAUUGAACCGUCUCCAACAAAUAAGAGAGCGAUGCUUGGAAGUGCCAUAUACUUAAUUAGAUUUCCAACUAUGUCAUUGGAAGAAUUCGCAAAUAGCGCAGCGCAGCUCGGUAUCUUAACACCACAAGAGACAAUUGACAUAUUUCUACACUUCACUGCAGCUGCUAAACCUCAAUUAGCCUAUCCGAUCAAAGCUAGGGCUGGACUAAAGGCACAGAUUUGUCACAGGUUCCAGUCAUGCGCUUACAGAAGCAAUCAAUGGAGGUACCGCGGGAGAUGCGAUUCUAUACAAUUUUGUGUUGAUAAAAGAAUAUUUGUUGUUGGUUUUGGAUUGUAUGGCUCUUCUAAUGGAGCAGCUGAUUAUAAUGUUAAGAUAGAAUUAAAGCGUUUGGGUAGAGUGUUGGCAGAGAACAAUACCAAAUUUUUUUCUGAUGGAUCAAGUAAUACAUUUCAUGUGUACUUUGAGAAUCCAAUACAGAUUGAACCAGAAUGUUUUUAUACAGCAUCUGCUAUUUUGGAUGGUAGCGAGUUAAGUUAUUUUGGCCAAGAAGGUUUGAGUGAAGUUUACAUGGGCACAGUCACAUUUCAAUUCCAUUGUUCAUCUGAGAGUACUAAUGGUACUGGAGUGCAAGGCGGCCAAAUACCAGAACUCAUAUAUUAUGGACCCACCGUCAAUACCACAAUGAACAAUCCUAAUACAAAUGAGGACUGACAGUUUACCAGUACUCGACCUAUCAAUUAUUACUCUGUAUGAGCCAAAAUUGGAAAAAAUCUAAAUAUGAUCUUGAGAAUCUAUAUUUACUAUAACACAAUACUAUUCCCAUGUAAAAAAGUAUGAUUUGUUGAAAUUAUGAAGUGCUUGUGUAUAUUGUUGAACUUUAUUAGAAAUUAAGAAAGAUAAUUUAAGAAUGUGAUAUGGGUGUUGUAAAGCUCUCUAGAAAUUUUAGUUGUAGACAGAAUGCAUAAUACAAAAUUAUUGCAAUAAAAACUAAAUAUCUU